Xenia sp. Carnegie-2017 is the source of this 977-nucleotide messenger RNA. RefSeq lists its product as uncharacterized. The transcript is spliced from 4 exons. The record is from RefSeq and is a predicted model, not a curated record. Bases 367 to 681 code for a protein of 104 amino acids. Lineage: Eukaryota; Metazoa; Cnidaria; Anthozoa; Malacalcyonacea; Xeniidae.
AAAUUUGAAUGUAAAUCCCAUGAUGCGUCGCAAUUAUAGAAAAAUAGGUACGCGUACAUGCCACUGGUCACUGGCAAACUGGCGGCAUUGGUCACUAAUACUUUAUCAGUGGUGGUAAUAUUGAUUUUAUCGUGGUGGUAAAUUCUUCCAUUGGUAAUUUAUGGCGAUAACCAUCAGCAACUUUUCAACUUUUUACCAUCAAGUUUUCACUCAAACGAGAUCGCUUCUCUUUCAUAUUUUGGCUUGUUUCUUGAGCUAGUAGGAGGCUGUGUGCGUUGAUACAAGAAAAACUUUGUUGUGCAGAGGAAGAUCGAGGUAGAAGAACUGCUUGAAAAUGAAACUUCCAACAUUGAAACAAAAUCAAGCAUGGCAGAAGAGAAACAACGACGCCAGGUUGAAGAUAGCUUGAUGAAAUUGAACGUAGUUGAAGCACCUAGCAUACGCUCGAGAGUUUUGGAUGAGGACUCGUCAACCACUGAAAACAUGAAUGAGUCCAAGCAUGUUUACGACGAUAAAGGCUCUUGCGAGUUGACAUAUUCGUCGUGUUUUUUAAAGGCAACUUUUCAAACGAAGUUUGUGGAGUUGGGUCAUCCUCCAGUUGGAUGUUGCUCUCUAACUGUACCUAAUUUAUUUGGUCAUUCACAGUGCCUUCGAGAAACAGACGUUGAUGGUCAACAGUAAUAUACAAGAACUUGAGGAUAAAAAUCACGAGGAAUGCGAUUUGUUUCAAAAGUACAUCAGCAACGAUGAUAUUUUGGAUGGCAUCGUAAGAAGAUGGUGGACGAGCUUACAGGAAUGAUUUACCAUCAAGGUAUAUUUACGAUCAGACUUAUGGCGCGUGCAAAUAUUUAUUGUACAAAUAGGAUAUUGUGUCCCCAAUGAUCCGUUUGUAACCUUUACGCAGCGGAAUUUGUAGCGUUGUUGGUGUAAAUCAUUCGUAACUUGAGUUGAAUAACAAAACAUAUUCGUUCAUUUAA